Fraxinus pennsylvanica is the source of this 1119-nucleotide messenger RNA. The record is from the annotation of a GenBank genome assembly. Lineage: Eukaryota; Viridiplantae; Streptophyta; Magnoliopsida; Lamiales; Oleaceae.
AUGCAGUUGUUUGGAAUUGGAGAGAUUUUCUGUCGAUUAGUCGCCGUUUCACGGAAUUCUCAUUUUUUCGGCGACUUCCGGAUCGAUUUUCCGAUCAGCGUGAUGUGGCACACACUUGCAGAAGAGCAGAACCAGCAAUUUAAUCGUAUGUGCCAAUACUUGGUUGAAAAUCAACCCAAGAAAAUGCAGAUGGAUAACGAAGCUAAUGACCUGCACCCAAAGCAAGAGCGUUUGAGGACGAGAUGGACUGCAGCCCUUGAUAAGAUUUUUGCAGACAUAGUGGUGGAGCAGAUUCAGAUAGGGAACAGGACGAACAAUGUUUUUGACAAGAAAACAUGGAACCAGAUCCGUGAAGAAUUUAACAGACAGACCAAUCUCAAUUUCAAUAACAAUCAGUUGAGGAAACAUCUGGAUGUUCUUAGGACACGUUAUCACAAUCUGCAAUCUGCUGUUAACCAAAAUGAUGCAAUGCAGGAUCCUGGCUAUGUGGGGUUUGAUUUAUGGGAAGAUUUCGGGGCACAAUCAAAGACCGAACUAAUAAAGACCAAGGAGUGUCCUAUUUAUGAGCAACUGUGCACAAUAUUUGCAGAUUCGGGAGUGGAUGGCAAAUAUGCUCAAUCAAGCCACUAUGAAGAACUGGGCAAGUCAAGUGGGACUGAUCCACCUGGUCCAGAAGGUGGGAACCUACAUCCUAAAACUCCAUCUUCAUCAAAAAAUAUUCAUGGGAAUGAAUCUUCGCCACAAAACACGACCACAGCAGAUAAAAAGAGAAAGCGUCCUUCAGACUUGGUCUCUGUAUCUGUGCAAAACAACUGGAAUCGAGAAUUAAGUGAUGGAAUUGCCAAAGCCAUCAAUGAGAUGAUUGCUUCCUCAAGGCUGCGAACAGUUACAAUGCCUCAGAUUGAUAAAAAGUUCACAAUUACUAACUGCAUAAAAGCCUUGGAUGAAAUAGAAGGCAUCGAAGACAGCCUGUACUAUCCUGCCUUGGAUCUCUUCGAGAAUCCUAGUUUCAGGGAGACGUUCCUUUCUCUCAAGAGCAACCAUAUUCGGCUGACAUGGUUGCAGGGAAAGGUGCAGAAAAAGUGUGGCAAUUAUACCCCAUUAAAAUUUGCAUUCUAG